This is a messenger RNA of Symsagittifera roscoffensis, 5738 nucleotides long. RefSeq names its product hornerin-like. Gene Ontology annotation, biological process: anterograde dendritic transport of messenger ribonucleoprotein complex; germ cell development; protein localization to synapse. NCBI's taxonomy places the organism in Eukaryota, Metazoa, Xenacoelomorpha, Acoela, Convolutidae. Bases 14 to 5086 code for a protein of 1690 amino acids. Gene Ontology annotation, molecular function: mRNA binding; double-stranded RNA binding. The transcript has 13 exons. Gene Ontology annotation, cellular component: cytoplasmic stress granule; plasma membrane; neuronal cell body. The record is from RefSeq and is a predicted model, not a curated record.
AGCUUGGUACUGAAUGAACUCUGUGCCUAAUCAGCAACACCCCAACACCCAUGCACAGCAGUCAUCUGCAUCAAAUCAACAACAGCAACAUAUGCAGCAGCAACAGAAUGUGGCCGCAGUCGCUGCAGCAGCUGCUGCUCAGUUCUCAGCUGGGCCCCCACCCCACCAUCCUCAUCACCAUCAAUUGCUGCAGACAUACCACCCCCACCCUCAUCUCAUGCUGGACACCAACCUCCAACAACAACAACAGCAGCAGACACAUCAAAGCAAGAGUGGUUUCAUGGGCUACCAGACGUACCCUUACAUGCUGCACCCAACAGCAGUCAGUCAGCAUCAGCAGGCCACCGGACUCCAGUUCCCCUCCCCACAGUCGACAAGUGGAGGGGGAGGGAAUAGAGGGGGAAUGGGGGCUGCAGGCAGCACCAGUGGAAGUAGUAGAAGAGAUAAGGCGCAGUACCAUCAUGGACCAGCCUCACGCAUGCAACACAGCCAAGGAGCCAGCAGUCUGAGCAUAGGAGAACCACAUCACUCUCACAGACCCAAAUUCAGUGGCCCUGACUCGUACAGAAGGGGGCCAGAUGGCUCAGCAGCAGUAGACAUUCGAACUAGCGCUGGCUCCUCGGGAACAACUGCACCACCAGUCAUCGCACACAAUUCUACUUCUGCUAUCGAAGACAGCAAAAGGUUUGUUGGGGGAGACGGGGGCAGGGGAAAUAGUGAAGCACACCUGCUGUCUAGUGGGGAUGGGGGAGGGGGAGAGAAGAAGGCGAGGAAGUCGAAUGCAGUCGUCCAGUCACAGAGAGGGGGCAGUGGGGGGUCGAGGAGUCAGGUGCAUGGGGAGAGUGUAGCAAACCAACAAAUACAGCAGCUGUCAACCAACAAGGCACUGCACACUAAUGGGGGCACACACGAUCAGCCAACAUCAGCUGUGAACAGCAGCAGCACUGUCUAUCCGCAACUACAGCAGAGAUACCAUGGCGGAUUUCAGCAGCAACAUCAGCAAUCGCUCCCCCAUUCUGGACAUGGUGUGGGUGGAGAGAUGAGCUACUCGCGACAACAGCCACCGAACAUGUCGAACCUUGCAAUGUCUUACCCCAUUCUGGGACAGCCACCGCAGCACUCAUACACUUACGGGGACAAAGGGACAGGAGGAGGAGGGGGAGAGAACCAGUUCCACGGUCAGACAUACUCGGGAAGUCAGGGAAGCUAUUGUUGGAACUCAGCCACCGUAAGCACAGCUCCCAAUUCCGCUGUCCCCUUUGCCCUGAGGGAGGGAGGGGGAGGCUAUCACAGAACGGGUAGUUUCUCCUCACGCGACCCAGGAGGAAGAGGGGAUCAGCAGCAGCAGCAGUCUUCGAGGGGAAUGCAAACCAACUACUCGUCCUCUUCCCACAAAUCUGCAGGCGGAUACUACUACUCACAAGGACCAACUUCAAACAACAGCAGUCAGCAGCAGAAUUCGAUGGCGUGUCUAAGUGAGUUCGCAUCCAGACACGGACUGGAGACGAAAUUCACAGUGCGAAAUGUGGACUACUCGGACCGCAGCAACAGUCUCUACUCCUCCUCGGAUGCAGCAGCCCCCACUGACACAUACGACAGCAGUGCGAGAGGGGGAGGAGUGGGCAACGUCAACAGGGGUAGUGGGGGCAGAUAUGGAUACAAUCAUGGCCACAGUGGUGGAGGACAAGUGGGGGGAUACUACUGCUAUGGGUACUCGGGGGGUGGCUACAGAGGGGGGCACUACAGCAGGAGUGGUAAUAAUGCUGCUGGUGCUACAGGGGGACACGGCAGCAGCGGUGGCUACUAUGGCAGAGGACAGCAGGGCUAUGCGACUCGGGGCUCUUCAGCAGGCAGGCCAGAUAACACCCACCAGCAUCACAACAACCAUUACGGCGGUUAUUACUCCUCAGCUGCAACGACCUUUGACACCACAGCAGGGGCAUAUUACGGCGACAAGGCAUUAAACGCCGCCAGCAGCUAUCGACAGCAGCAUCCGCAGAGACAGGCGAAGACGUAUACAGUCACUCUAGAGAUAGGGGGCAGGGAGUACACGGCUUGUGGGAGGACAUCGCAGCAGGCCAAACAGCUGGCAGCAGCCAGGGCGCUGGAGGAAUUACAGAGACAGUCGGGAUUGGGCGAGGAAGGAGUGAGACGACAGAAGGCGACAGGGGUCAGUCAGAGUCGAGGAGGCAAAAUGACCUCGUCCACACAACAAACCCACAGUCAGGGCAGUGGUAAAGGGCAAGGUGUGAACAACGAGGAGGGGCAGGGGCAGGGGGAGGAGGAGGGGAAGAUAGGAGGAGGAGGAGGAGGAGGAGGAGAUGCAGACGAGGAAGAUGCAGUUGGCUCAGGGGCGAGUGGAGAAGACAGGAGGGAGGGUGUGGUUGAGAAAAGUGAAAAGCGGCACCAAGAGGGGGUGCUAGUCUCUGCUGAUGGUGGGAAUAGUGGGGCCACCCAGGAGAGGGGUGGAGGCGGAGAGGACGAGAGGAAGGCUACUACGACCACAAUGACUGAGGCUCCUCCACCAGUGAAGCCAGACAUCACCCAGGUGUACGAGUAUGGACAUCGAAUGGGUCUGCCAGUGGUGUUUGAGGAGCAGUACAAGGAAAGUGCUGCUCUCUCAUCACAGCCACAACAUCGCACAGCCAAGGUGUUCACUGUCACCUGCAAAAUAGGGGACGAGUACGUUGCGGAGGCUGAGGCAGUGGGCAAGAAGAGUGCACACAGGGCAGCUGCGAGGAAGAUGCUGCAGAUAUUGCCCCCUCUUCCCCCCUCCUCCACCUCCUCAUUCCUCAACGGCAGACAUCCAUUCCCUCGACCACACUACCACUAUGGCAACAGUCACUGGCACCAGGACCACAGACAACACCACCCCCAUCAACCCCAUUACACUAGCCCUCAUUUGGGCUAUGCGGGCACAGGCAGUGGCAUGGCAAUGGGUAUGGGUAUGGGUGGCAUGCCCCCCUCCUACCACUAUCCCUUCUCGCACCACCCACAUUCACAGCAAGACUGGAGAAACCCGCAAAGAAGACAACAACUCCAUCCAAAGGUAGGGGGUAAUAGUGGCAGCGGGCAGAAGGAGAAAGAGAGAGGGAGGGAGAAGGAGAAGGAGAGGGGGGAGUUGAACCCAGUGAGCAGACUGGUGCAGAUUCUGCAAACACAGAGAGCCCACAGUCCCGUUUUCACAGUCUGUUCCAUGGUCAACUCUGGAGCUGCAUCAGCAGACCAGAGGGGGGGCCACUACUACGCCCACGGGGGACGAAGAGGAGGAGCCGGCGGUGGCGGUGGCGGUGGAGGGGGCAGCAGGCACUUCCACGUGGACGUGCGGGUGGGGGAGGAGAGGGCAAGUGGGUUUGGGGGCAGUAGGAAGGCGGCUAAGCGACAGGCGGCAGUGAGGAUGUUGCGCACCCUGGGCUAUACAGUGGACAUGGAGAGACAGCAGCUACUCAAGGACGGCAAAGUGGUGCCGGAGCCCCUGCCAAAUCAGAAUAAGUGCAGUGGUGGCUACAAGUGGGCUAUGCAGCAGAGCUUGGGCGGAGGAGGAGGAGUGGGGGGAAUGUUGGACAGGACUUUUGAGGAGGCAGUGUUGGCAGCAGCAACUGCCAUGGGACUGCACGGUUGCCUGCCCCCUCUACUACUGCAACAACAACACACUUCUUCCACGCUCUCAGCCAAAGGCAACAAGACAGCUUCUCAGUCAGGCGAGCAGGCAGGAGGCAAGGAUGUAGGAAAGGAGACGGCAGAUGGCAGUAAAGAGGAGGCAGAGGGGCAGGGAGAGGGAAGCAGCGGUGAAGACUCGCAGGACAUGAUGGACGAGAGGGCAGGCUACGUAGCCGCUACUGACUUCGGAGUGUUGGCACACCACCAGGCACUGUUGGCGAGAGAACUGCUCAUCAAGCACAGAUAUGCACAGCAGAGACGACAUGCAAUUGAUAUUGCCAAGGAGCUACUGAGUAGUUCAUCCUCCUCCACGACAGGUGGAGUUGGGGUGGGUGGAUGGAGUGUGACUGCCGCUACCCUCAUCAAGGACAGUGGGCGUACAGUGGCCCAGGUGGUGGGGGAGGGGGAGGGGGAGGACAAAGUGUUUGAGCAGACGCAGUGGCCACAUGUGGCAACAGAGGAUGAGGAUGGGGAGGAGGGACAAGGAGAGGGGAUGUGUGUGUCUGACAGAAAGGGACAAGAGAGUGAAUCGAGGAGGCAGUUGUCGCUGAAGCAGCAGAUGAAGUUGCUCUGUGGUGCUGUCGGAGCACAUCUCUCAUACAAUGACCACACCAAGGUUGGGCCUCCUCUCGAGCACGUGAGCCAGUUGCGGAUGGUGCUUGGCAAACAGUUUCUGAGUGAGGGCCAGUCGAGUGAGAGUGUAGGAGAGGCACAGGAGAGGGCCAGCCAGAGUGCACUGGAAAUGAUAGCCAAUGCAGACCCCAGUGGACCCCACAUUCCUAUUCCACCCCUGGCAUCCACUACAACCUGUCCACUCCAGACGGUGGGGGAGGGAGCUGAAUCCAUAGUGACAGUAGGAGAAGUCAAAGGACGUCUGGCUCCCGGGAAGAGUGAGGGGGAGAUGGGAACCACUUCGGACGACAAGGGGGAGGAUAGUGGAUACGUGGGCAGGGCGGCCCAGUCGGAGGACACGAGGUCACACAACUCACAGGAUGUCAAGGAGAGAGGGAACAGCCAAUUGCAAACAGUAGAUGCAUCCAGGUGGGAACGAGGAGAGGCAGUUGGCGAGGAGACAGGGGCGGCGGGGGCCGACGACAACAACAGCCGCCGCAGUGGAGGAGAUGUGAGGGACGGCGGCAUGAGUGACCAGACUUGCUCGGAAACAUCUGCCGAGCACUGUUCAGAGUCAGUGGCCGAGAGUAGCACGGGCAGUGGACUGCCACAUUCUGCAGUGGAUGAGACAGCAACAUCUCCCAACAACCACACGCUCGGCACGGUAGCCGGUGACGCUUCGGGACACUCGGCUGGGCAGAGUGACGAGGAGGUCGGUGGGGGCAAGGAGGGAAGCGAGGGCCGAGGAGGAGGAGGAGGAGAGGGUGAUGGGACUGCUACUGCUACUGCCUCCACUACAGAUGUGGCCUCCUAACGAGUCCUUUAAAGCUUUUCCCUUUAGCUCAUCGUCCAAAUCCAUCCUCAUUAUGGUGUGAGUGAACUCAAGAAUUGCACCCUGGACAUAUGGCAGGCGAGUAAUAGAUGAACAGUUCUAGAGUUAAGAGUGAUCGAAUGGAUUAAGGAUAGAAUCUGAAGUAAACUGGUUGUCUGUUUGAAAAACAAACUGAAAAACUAUACAAACUGAACUACUGCGGUCGAUUGAUGAUGUUGGAUUGGCUUCCAAUUAUACAGCAGAAUUAGUUUGGUUAUUUCUUCCUACCUUCUUUUUUGUUACAUGUUCUCUCUAUGUAGUGAUAUAUGUUGUACUAUUUCAUACAAAACAUACUACGGGGCUGUUCCCUCCGCAGUAGUGAUUGAUUGACAAGUGGUGCACUUGAGUGUGUGAACAAGAGUGAGUUGAGUUGAGUGGACAUGUCACUUCAUCCAAACGGUGCUCUCUGUGUCUGUCUGACACUGCUGGACACGUUACCCCAUAGAGGGGACAGCAAUCCUCAGUUGUCCCGAUUAUUUAUUCAAAUCUACCAUUUUGUUUAUUGUCCGAGAUUGCAAUGUUGAAUCUUUACUGUAACCAAAUAAUUGUUUAUGAAGCCAUCUUUAUGUAUGCAAAUCAAAUUAUCUUUCUUUUA